AUGGAAAGGUGUCUGGUCGAUACGGGUGCCGCAGUGUCACUAAUCAACCAUCGGCGAGGUGAAAAGCUUCAGUCGUGCUGCACGAUCGUAAGAGCGGUUGGCGGUCAUUCAGUGGGAAUUGAUGGUAUAGCCGAACACACCCUAGGAAUCGGGGGACGAAAGCGAACACACUCCUUUCUCGUUUCACCAGAUGCGAAACAAACCAUAUUGGGAGAAGAUUUCCUGGAGCUCAAUAAAGCUGUCAUUGAUCUAAAGCGUGGGAAGUUGCUAAUGGAAUGCGGGUCACUACCACCCAUUAAUCGUGGAGAAAUGCGAUCUUCGCAGUCGGUCGUUGCUGUGUUACAUUUGAGCCCAUCAUUGCAGUCGCUGAUUAACAAAUACCAACCCUUGUUUACGGAUGACAGCAGCCAAUAUGGGUUUUGCGAUUGGAUCGAGCAUACCAUCCCGCUAACUCGCCAACCGUAUCGGCCCCAUGGACCUCGAAGGAUACCAAUCCACCUGGAGGCUGAGGUGAACAGGCAAAUGCAGGAAAUGCUGAACGCGGGCGUGAUUGAGGAGGCACAUAGCCCGUACAACUCUCCUGUGGUCUUAGUGAAGAAGCCGAAUGGGAAGUACCGAUUCUGUGUCGACUUCCGAAGACUGAAUGAAAUUUCCUUGACUAGCUUUGUUCCAGUUCCAUCAGUUGCUAACAUUUUUGCUCGGCUGCAGCAGUCGAGGAUAUUGACGGUCCUGGACUUGAGAUCAGGAUACUGGCAACUGGCAAUAAAACGAAGAUCGAGAGAAGACGGCGUUUACCGUUGGUGA
Messenger RNA from Dicrocoelium dendriticum, 804 nucleotides. The record is from the annotation of a GenBank genome assembly. NCBI's taxonomy places the organism in Eukaryota, Metazoa, Platyhelminthes, Trematoda, Plagiorchiida, Dicrocoeliidae.